AUAUAUGCUGAAGAAGCAUCCAUUGCCAAUCUCAGAUCAUUCUGGACUUCAGUAAUCCAUAAAAGGGGAGGGGGCUUGUCUGGAGAAAGGGAAGGGGGAAAGGAGUAGAAGGGAAAGGGGAGAGGGAGAAUCAGAGAAGAAAUGGGAAGGGAUUUGGGGGGAGUGUUGGUAGGAGAAAUGAAAAGAAAUGAAGGAGAUGAGGAGAGUUGGGGAGAAGAUGAGGAGAGAGAGGGAAAGAAGUGGAGAGAGAUUGAGAAUAGAGAGAAAUGAAGAGAUGAAGAGAGCCAGAGAGAAAUCUGGAAAGGUGGAGGGAAAUAGAAAGGCUGUUUAGAAAAAAAAAAACAACAGGAAGAUACGGGGGAGUUGUGAAGUGACAGGGACUGAUACAAAACAUGUGAGGAGACAGGGAGCUGGGGAGCUGGAAAAAGAUGGUGAAAGACAAGAAGAGAUGGCAAAUAUGGGAGAAGGGAGAGAUAGGAAGGUGUGGGGACACAGGGAGAGAUGGGAAAUGUGGGGAGGGAGGGAGAGAUGGCAAAUAUUGGGGGGAAGGGGAGAUGUGAAGACAGAGAAAGGUUGGGGACACAGGAAGAGAUGGGAAAUAUGGGGAGAGAGGGAGAGAUGGCAAAUAUUGGGGGGAAGGGGAGAUGUGAAGACAGAGAAAGGUUGGGGACACAGGGAGAGAUGGGAAAUGUGGGGAGGGAGGGAGAGAUGGCAAAUAUUGGGGGAAGGGGAGAUGUGAAGACAGAGGAAGGUGUGGGGACACAGGGAGAGAUGGGAUAUGGGGGGAGAAGGGGAGGGAUAACUGUCCAGGGAGGCUAGAAGGUUAGGAAGUGACGGGGAAUUCCUUUUCCCAAUCCCCCCCUCCCCUCCCCAGAGACAGGCAGAUAACACAGCUGUCUCAGUGGCGAGAAUGGGGUGCUGGAGACGGGGAGUAGAAGUGGAGGCUGGGAAGGGGGUUCGGGUGGGGGCCUAGUAGCGGGAAUCGGGUGGGGCCGUUGCUCCUGCCAUGACCUCAGACCUAGGGGGCCCAGCCCAGUACUGACGUCAGCCCCCAACUACAAAUGCCCCCCCCAACAAACCAGGCGAAGAAGAGAGAGAGACUCAGGGCAGGGAGGAAGGAGCCCGAAGAACAUGGGGCAGGACACCCCCAAACCCGGCCCCCGUCGGGCGUGCUCUGGCCCCCUCCGGCGGCUCCUGACCGUGGCCUUUGCCCUGCUGAUCCUGGGGGGCAUGACCUGGGCCUACGCCGUGGGGGUCCCCUUGGCCUCUGACCACUACGGCCUCCUGGCCUUCGGCCUCUAUGGGGCCUUCCUCUCGGCCCACCUGGUGGCCCAGAGCCUCUUUGCCUACUUGGAGCACCGGCGCGUGGCCAGCCGGGCGGCCCAGGGCAAGCCCGCGUGCUCGCGCAGGGUGGCGCUGACCAUCUCCGCCUACCAGGAGGACCCCGACUACCUGCGGCAGUGCCUGCUGUCCGCCCGGGCCCUGCAGUACCCCCGGGAGCGCCUGCGGGUGCUCCUGGUCGUGGACGGCAACCGCGAGGAGGACAUGUACAUGGUGGAGAUGUUCCGGGAAGUCUUCGAGGCGGAGGGUCCCGCCACCUACGUGUGGGAGGGCAACUACCACCAGCCCUGGGCCCCCCAGGUGUCGGGGGACAAAGCCGGGGAGGUGGAGGCCGGCGGCUACGUGGAGGUGGAGGCUGAGGAUCCGGGCCGGCUGACCGUGGAGGCGCUGGUCCGGAGCCAUCGGUGCGUGUGCGUGGCUCAGCGCUGGGGCGGAAAGCGAGAGGUCAUGUACACGGCCUUCAAGGCCCUCGGGGAAUCUGUGGACUACGUGCAGGUGUGUGACUCAGACACCCGGCUGGAUCCCAGGGCCCUGCUGGAGUUGUCCCGAGUGCUGGACGAAGACGGGACCGUCGGGGCCGUGGGCGGGGACGUCCGGAUCCUCAAUCCUCUGGACUCCUGGGUCAGCUUCCUGAGCAGUCUCAGGUACUGGGUGGCCUUCAACGUGGAGCGAGCCUGCCAGAGCUACUUCCGAUGUGUGUCUUGUGUCAGUGGGCCUCUCGGUCUGUACAGGAACGACUUGCUGCAGCAGUUCCUGGAGGCCUGGUACAACCAGAAGUUCCUGGGCACCCACUGCACUUUUGGGGAUGACCGCCAUCUCACCAACCGAAUGCUCAGUAUGGGCUACGCUACCAAGUACACGUCGCUGUCCCGCUGCUACUCGGAGACGCCGGCGUCCUUCCUGCGCUGGCUGAGCCAGCAGACGCGCUGGUCCAAGUCCUACUUCCGCGAGUGGCUGUACAACGCCCUGUGGUGGCACCGGCACCACGCGUGGAUGACCUACGAGGCCGUGGUGUCCGGCCUCUUCCCCUUCUUCGUGGCGGCCACGGUGCUGCGGCUCUUCUACGCCGGCUCCCCGUGGGCGCUGCUCUGGGUGCUGCUGUGCGUGCAGGGCGUGGCGGCGGCCAAGGCGGCCUUCGCGGCCUGGCUGCGGGGCUCGCCGCGGAUGCUGCUGCUCUCGCUCUACGCGCCCCUCUACAUGGGCGGCCUCCUGCCCGCCAAGUUCCUGGCGCUGCUCACCAUGAACCAGAGCGGCUGGGGCACCUCGGGCCGCCGGCGCCUGGCCGCCAACUACGCGCCGGCCCUGCCGCUGGCCAUCUGGGCCGCGCUGCUGCUCGGCGGCCUGCUGCGCAGCGUGAUCCACGAGGCCCGCGCCGACUGGAGCAGCGAGGCGCGCAGGACCGAGGCGCGCUACCUGGCCGUCGGAGCCGCCGCCUACGUGGCUUACUGGGCGCUCAUGAUGGCUCUCUACUGGGGGGGAGUCCGCAGGCUCUGCCGGCCCAGGGCUGGGGGCUACCGGGUGUCCGUGUGACAGCCCCUCGGCGAGGCACUCCCCGGGGCCGCGAGACUGGAACUCCGAGGACCUAGGUCCGGUCCCAAGGGGAUUUGGGACUAGUCAUUUUACCUCAGGGCCUCAGUUUUCUUGCGUAAAAUGAGCACGUUGGACCAAGGAGGGGAUCUCAAACGGUUCCUUCCAGCACUAAAAUCUGGUGACCCGACCUGCUUCUUCCUUUCUGGACAAAUCAUCCCCAGUCUCCCGGCUUCUGAUUCCUGAUCUAAAGGAGGGCAGACUCAGCUGCUCACAUGGGAGGGCACGGGCUCGGACUAGAUCUCCGAAGGCUCUUCGGGCACCAAGGCUAUGAUCCUUUGAAUCUCCUUUCAUCCACUAGGCAGCUGGGUGCUGGGGCUCCGGGGUCAGUCAGCCCAACCGCCUGACUAAAUGUGCGGCUUGGAGGUCACUUGCCCUCCUUGGCCCCAGCUUUCUCUUCUAGAAAAACUUUGGGCAUGGGGUAGUACAGCUCAGGGAUUGGCGCUUGAGAUUUCCUUU
Messenger RNA from Sarcophilus harrisii (Tasmanian devil), 3387 nucleotides. It is a transcript of the gene HAS1, whose product is annotated as hyaluronan synthase 1. The record is from RefSeq and is a predicted model, not a curated record. Lineage: Eukaryota; Metazoa; Chordata; Mammalia; Dasyuromorphia; Dasyuridae. The transcript is spliced from 5 exons. Gene Ontology annotation, molecular function: hyaluronan synthase activity. Gene Ontology annotation, biological process: hyaluronan biosynthetic process; extracellular matrix assembly. The coding region runs from base 1132 to 2871 and encodes 579 amino acids.